AUGGAGACAAUAUAUGCCAAUGUUGAAUGCGUUAAACUUGACAACCCAACACCUUCAACAAAUUACACAGGUCAGAGGAGCUCUAGGAGAAGUUUCUAUUUGGGUGUUAUUCUCUCCCUGAGCCUGCUCACUGUUUUAUUGCUGGUUGGACUUAUCACACUUAGUUUCUUCUGUAAACCAUGUCUUGCAGGAUGGCGUAAUUUCAGCUGUAGCUGCUAUCUCCUCUCUGAAAGCUCUGCUUCCUGGGACGCAGCCAGAAAGGACUGCAGAGACAGAGGAGCAGAUCUGGUGGUUAUUGACAGCGCUGAAGAACAGACCUUCCUCUCUACGAUCACCACAAAUGAAACUUGGAUUGGUUUAAAUGACAAAGAACAGGAGGGAACAUGGAAAUGGGUAGAUGGGACUCCACUGACUCUAACGUACUGGGGAAUAAGCCAACCUAAUAAUGGUGGAGAACAGGACUGUGUUUAUGUCACAACGGGUGAGGGAAGGUUUUGGAAUGAUUAUUGGUGUUCGACUUCUCAUCAAUGGAUCUGCGAAAAUACACCAAACCACAAUAAAACAUGUCCUGUAGGAUGGAGAUUCAACCAUAGUUGCUAUCUCGUCUCUAAUAGUUCUGCUUCCUGGGAUGCAGCCAGAAAAGACUGCAGAGACAGAGGAGCAGAUCUGGUGGUUAUUAACAGCCCUGAAGAACAGAACUUCCUCUCUAUGGUCACCACAGAAGUAGUUUGGAUUGGUUUGAAUGACAAAGAACAGGAGGGAACAUGGAAAUGGGUAGAUGGGACUCCACCGACUCUGAUGUACUGGGCAAAAGAUCAGCCUAAUAAUGGUGGAGAAGAGGACUGUGUUUCUGUCAGAAGUGAAGAAAACACUUGGUUUGAUCGUUCAUGUUCAUCUUCUCGUCACUGGAUCUGUGAAAAACUUCCUUGA
Oreochromis aureus is the source of this 930-nucleotide messenger RNA. RefSeq names its product C-type mannose receptor 2-like. The transcript has 8 exons. The record is from RefSeq and is a predicted model, not a curated record. Gene Ontology annotation, molecular function: signaling receptor activity. NCBI's taxonomy places the organism in Eukaryota, Metazoa, Chordata, Actinopteri, Cichliformes, Cichlidae. Bases 1 to 930 code for a protein of 309 amino acids.